Molecule: messenger RNA, 1725 nt
Organism: Zychaea mexicana
Lineage: Eukaryota; Fungi; Mucoromycota; Mucoromycetes; Mucorales; Lichtheimiaceae
Product: POT family-domain-containing protein
Exons: 6
Coding region: 1-1725 (574 amino acids)
Biological process (GO): transmembrane transport; oligopeptide transport
Cellular component (GO): plasma membrane; fungal-type vacuole
Molecular function (GO): dipeptide transmembrane transporter activity; tripeptide transmembrane transporter activity
Source: RefSeq, a predicted model, not a curated record
AUGGACGAGAAAGUCGAGCGACCUGCCGCCGAGCUCAAAGAGCAGCAACUCGACCAUUUCAGUGUCUCCGAGUCUUUCGAACAGGUGCAGAGCGAAGAAACGGGCCCUGAACCUACAGAAGAAGACUGGAAAAACCUGCGUGAAGUUGCCGACAAUGUCCCUGCAUCUGCGUAUCUUGUCAUCUUGAUCGAAUUUUGCGAACGUUUUACGUACUAUGGUUUGAGUGGCCCUUUCCAGAACUAUAUCCAGCAUCCCGAUCCCGGCGAAUAUCCUGCUGAUCAGCCCGGUGCCAUGGGCAAGGGUCAACAAACUGCUACUGCCUUGACGACCUUCUUCCAGUUCUGGUGUUACAUUACUCCAAUUAUCGCUGCCAUCAUUGCCGACCAGUAUCUUGGCAAAUACAAAACCAUUCUUUACUUCAGUUGCAUCUACUUCGUUGGUCUCAUUAUCCUCACCUGUACUUCCAUCCCAACAUCCAUCGAUUCAGGAGGUGCUUUCCCUGGCUACAUCGUUGCAAUCAUCAUCAUUGGUCUUGGUACCGGUGGUAUCAAGGCCAAUGUCUCGCCCCUUGUUGCCGAACAAUACCGUAGCCGCUCUCCCUACGUCAAAACUUUGAAGAAUGGCAAUCGUGUCAUCGUCACUCCUCAAGCAACAUACCAAAAGAUUUUCAACAUGUUCUACUGGGGUAUCAACAUUGGCUCACUGUCCGCCAUUGCCACCACGGAAUUGGAAAAAAACGUCGGCUUCUGGCCUGCUUUCUUGUUGCCAACUCUCAUGUUCAUUCCUGGUAUUGCCGUCGUGCUUUUGGGUCGCAAGCGCUAUGUCCAAAAUCCACCCCGUGGUUCUGUCUUCGUGGAAGCUGGUAAACUCUUUUACCUUGCUUCAUUCAAGGUCAAGGGCGGUCUUGAAGCAUGCAAACCUUCCAACUUGGCUGUAACCCAUCCCGAUAUUGCUGAAAAGGUGACCCAUGAUGAUGUCUUCGUUGACGAGCUGAGACGUACUCUUAAAGCCUGCAUCGUCUUCUGCUGGUACCCAAUCUACUGGCUCUGUUACUCUCAAAUGACCAACAACCUUGUUUCCCAGGCCAGUACCAUGUUGACUGGCAGCGUGCCCAAUGAUAUUAUGCAAAACAUCAACCCCAUUGCUCUUAUCAUUUUGAUUCCAUUGAUGGAUAGAAUUAUCUAUCCUCUUCUCCGUCACUUUAACAUGCCCAUGCGCCCUAUUAUGCGUAUUACCAUCGGUUUCUUCUUUGCCGCAGUUGCCAUGGGUUACACUGCCGGUAUCCAAUCCAAGAUUUACGGGACGGCGCCCAACUAUGAUCACCCUGAUGGUCCCAACUGGAUCUCUGCUGCUUACCAAAUUCCCUCUUACUUCUUUAUCGCCACUUCCGAAAUUUUUGCCUCGAUUACUGGUAUGGAGUAUGCUUACAAAAAGGCUCCUCAAUCCAUGAAGUCGAUUGUCAUGGCUCUUUUCUUGUUCGCCAACUGCAUUGCCUCCAUCUUGGCCUUUGCCUUGGUCUCUGUUGCCGUCGAUCCUAAGCUUACCUGGAUGUAUACCGGUAUUUCUUGCGCUGCUUUCGUUUGCUGCAUUCUUAUCUAUAUCUGCCAUCACAAGCAAGACCAGAAAGAUGUGGAGGAAGACGCCAUCGGCCGAAAUGAGAAGCAGUUAAACGAAUACAUGCAAAAGGAAGAUGGAAACAAGAAGGAACAAGAAUACGAACCCUAA